AAGGUUGAAUCGAAAGCCACCCGAGGAGAGGGGACUCGCCCUUAGCAGGGCUCUGGCAAAGCUCGACACUCGCGCGUUCCGAUACACGCUUGUCAGUCGAGUCGAGUGUCGACAACUAGCUCUACGCACUUGGCUGCAGGCCGCUCGCCGAGCGGCUGUGUAAACUGUGACAUUGUUUGUGUACACGUAAACAAAAACAUUGCGUGAACUUACGUGCAGUAUUAGCUGGACUUAACUCACAGACAAUAUAGUGUUACAUAGUGAUAGUUUGUGUUUAAAAUGGAUUUGUCUUGUGGAGAGAAUCUGCAAAAUUCUGGACACAACAGCAAUAAUAGUGGACGAGUCAUGGACAUGUGUGUUGCUGGACCCGAUCGGGCCCUGGACCGGGAUCCCAGGUUGCUGCUGAACCUCCUCACCUUGGAACGAAUGCACGCCUUGCACACAGAUUACUUUCAACAUGUACAAAUUGAUAUUCAACCUUUUAUGAGAAAAGUUGUUACAACUUGGAUGCUUGAGGUUUGCGAAGAACAACAGUGCGAGGAGCAGGUGUACCCUCUGGCCGUGAGCUACAUGGACAGGUUUCUGGCGCAGCGAGCUAUCUCGAGACAACAGCUGCAACUGCUCGCAGUCACUGCGCUGCUCCUAGCGUCCAAAUUCCGUCAAUGCCAUCCGCUCUCUGUGGACCUUCUCUGCGCUUACACCGACAACUCUGUACACCCACACGAAGUUAGGCAAUGGGAAGUGAUGUUGCUACAGCGGCUGAACUGGCAGCUCUCCAUAGCGACCGCCUUCGACUUCGUGGAGCCACUCCUAGCGCGGGUACCCUGGGGCCGUUGCAACCCUCUCGUGCGGACCCACGCGCUCACACUUACCUCGGUUUGUUACACAGAAACGGAGUUCCUGUUGGUGCCACCAUCGAUGAUCGCUGUGGCGUGCAUAACGGCUGCGGCGAGGGGGCUGCGUGUGCGCAUGACCAUAAACGACCUGUGCACCCUCACGCGGACGCCCGCCGCGGCCGCUGAACUCGUGGCCCGACACGUGGAGCGGGUACUGGCCAGGGAGACCCAGCCCCAGGAGCCCAGGGCCAGACAUGUCCAGCCAGUCAAACAGACUGCGUCAGACCAGACGCAACUCCCGGACACUCCGACGGACGUUCAAGAUGUACGCUUCUAAUAGUUUGAUAUGUAAGAAAUGUAGUGAAAUUACUAAUUAUUUGUGUCGGUGAUUUGUAGAAAACAAUUCUAUCUAGAAUUUUUUGAGGAUUCUUUAAGAAUUCUAUGUAUUCUAAAUAGAACUUUUGAGGAUUCUUUUGCAGAGAAAUUUAGAACUUACGUGUGUAAUGACUAAUAGAGCCGUGAUACUAUAUUGAUAAUAUCGUCAUCAAAGGUAUCAUUAUUUACAGAAAAUUUUGAUUUACAAGGAAUUACAAUUUUUAGUAGUUAGUUAUGUCAUUAAAAGGCUCGAUAGUAGACUUAUUUACUAAAGGCCGUUUUCAGUAACCUACCCAAGUUUACGGAUAUAUAUCUAUCCUUGAUUAUCAGUAACAGACAAACUAUCUUUACAUAGUCAAACUAUCUGUCAGUAGGUUAUUGAAAAGCAGAACAGAAAUAUAGAUUUUCUUAACUUUAGUAAACGAAAUGGCGGAUAGAUAGGUUAUUGAAAACGGCCGUAAGUAAAGUGCAUGCGUAAGAUAAAUCUUUGGUAUGUUGCUUAAGAUAAAACUUUGUUAUCGGUACAUUGUAUCAAAAACAAAAAAAAAAUAUUCUUGCUGCAAAUCACCGGCAUUAUCCGGCAUAGAUGCGUCCUAUAUAAAUAUGGAGUCAAUUGAUCUCAUCGGCAUUGAUGUUAUUGCUAUGUAUCGUUUGAAUGCAUUUCAUUGUUGCGAUAGUUUUUGUGUCGCGCACCUGGGUGUACAAGAAUGAGUCUGGAUACUGUCGUAUGAAAAAUAUAUCAUUAUUUACCGAUUACCGAAGUACAUGAUGCAUUUCCUCAGUGCUAACUUGGAAGUUGGAACUAUUGGAGUUGCCCAUUGAUCUCAAAUUAUUAUUUAUGUAACGCCUAUUUGUUUAGUGUUAGGUUUAGUUUUUUUUUUAUUAUUUAUUAUUUUUACAAAUAAACAGAUUAGUAGAUCAGUUCGAAAGUGCAGUUAUUGAGUUUUCUUCUAUGUUGAUCUCCGUUGAUUCCAAAAAUUAUUUUUUAAGACUGUUAUGCUUUUCUGCGAGCCUAUAAUUGUAAUCAGAAUAGUUUGUCUAACUGCUUUUGAAAGUCUGUUUGUCUUUGGAUGUAGUGGUACGGUGUACAGAUAAGCGUUUGAUAAACAGCGCGUUGGUGUGUAAAACUGAAGGGACUUGGAGUUACCUGGACUACAGACCUACCUACAGUUAUAACUGUGAAAAUUUGUCUAAUCGAAUUUUCAAUCAAAAUCAUUAGGAUAAACUGUACAGUUAAAACUGACGAAUACCACAUACGGAGAUUUAACUGAACAAUUUGACUGUUCAGUUAAAACUGCAGGUAUGUAGCACGCGGUAGUUCCACGUGAUAGACACCUGUACUUUAAGUUUAUAUACACACAAAAUAAUUUUAGCUGUCGUCUUACCACUACAUCCAAAACCAAACGGACUUCCCGGUAUAGAUUUUAAGCACAAGAUGUAAUUUGUUAGUCCACAUCUGUAUGCGAAUUUCGAACACAUUUGAAAUGUUUAUAUUUAUGUACUAAGAUAAGUAGGUUUAUAGAGAUUUUCGUGUGUCUUGUAUGAUGAACUAAAUAGGAUCUCAAUUUUCGUAGAUUCUAAACAAAAUGCGUGUACAGGGGCACUACAUGUUUAAUAUUAGAUGAUUUCGAGUUAAAAUGUUGAAGUAUGUAAUUUUUGUUUAUUUAGGUCGAUGUUAAGUUUAGUAAAUUCUAGUCACAUGUUUUAUACAUUCCUGUUUUCGACCAAACUUUAUAUGUAGAUUUACUUAUGAAUAGUUAUUAAUAGUAAUAAUAAUAAUAAUUAGUGUAACGUCGCAAUGUCACUUGCCUUAUACUAUUCUCUCUUAAUUUUAGCCUUCCACAGUCCGACAUACCCACAUGCAUGCAACGACGAGUUUUACCGGACGUCAUGCCGGCAGCGCUGCUAGCAUGUGGGUAUAUCGGAGCGUGGGUGGCUAGCAUUAGAUUCGUGAUUAUAAAAUUAAUUAUUUGUAAUUUGAAAAAUUGUUUUAUUUGGUAAAGUAGAAACUUGAUUAUGUGGAUAUAAGUUACGCAUAUUGGUGACUUUCCUUUAAACUCCUAACACGAUCUAAGAUAGUAUAGAGCAAGCGGCAUUUCUGUAAUUUAUAUUGUAUUGAAUAACUUUAUAUUGUAAACUUCUGUAAGGGAGAUUUAUUUUAAGUUAAAGUACCGAAGCGUGUCCGACGUUACGCGAUGGUGAUUAAACUAAUUAGGAAAAUUAAUGAUCGCGCUCACAAGUUUGUCUUAAAACAAUUAAAGUUGAUGAAAGCUUCUUUAAAUUGGCUUCGAACCACGUAGACAUUUUUACACGAUUGUUAUCUGAUCGAGCUAUUAAUAAAUUAUAAACUAAAACGUUCGUUAUAAUUUAAAAGUUCGUUAAGUCUUAAAACUAUUGUAAUUAUGAGGGUUUGAAAUAUUGGUUAUAAAAGGAGCUUUUGUCGGAAUUAAAAAUGAAUUAAAUUAAAAAGCAAACGUAUCUACAAUGAUAAUUCACAAUAAGUCUAUAUUUUUUAUUUUGUUAUGUAUUAUGCACAUUUAUACCUAUCGGUAUUCAGCUGAUUAAGUGUGUUAGUUGCUAGGUUUUCGGAGACGAUCUGUACAGGUUUGGUUUAAAAAAAGAAAAUAAAUAACUUAAAACAA
Bicyclus anynana (squinting bush brown) is the source of this 3853-nucleotide messenger RNA. RefSeq names its product G1/S-specific cyclin-D2 (gene cycD). Gene Ontology annotation, molecular function: cyclin-dependent protein serine/threonine kinase regulator activity. Gene Ontology annotation, biological process: mitotic cell cycle phase transition; regulation of cyclin-dependent protein serine/threonine kinase activity; positive regulation of G1/S transition of mitotic cell cycle. The transcript has 4 exons. Gene Ontology annotation, cellular component: nucleus; cytoplasm; cyclin-dependent protein kinase holoenzyme complex. The coding region runs from base 280 to 1173 and encodes 297 amino acids. NCBI's taxonomy places the organism in Eukaryota, Metazoa, Arthropoda, Insecta, Lepidoptera, Nymphalidae. The record is from RefSeq and is a predicted model, not a curated record.